Messenger RNA from Neodiprion virginianus, 2562 nucleotides. RefSeq names its product esterase FE4-like. The transcript has 9 exons. The record is from RefSeq and is a predicted model, not a curated record. The coding region runs from base 894 to 2486 and encodes 530 amino acids. NCBI's taxonomy places the organism in Eukaryota, Metazoa, Arthropoda, Insecta, Hymenoptera, Diprionidae.
CACCAAGACAAUGCACCAGCCCAUUCUGCCUUGUCUGUGAAAGCGUUCCUCGCAAAAUACGGCAUCACCGUGUUGGAACAUCCACCGUACUCGCCCGACUUUGCCUCCUGUGACUUUUUUCUAUUUCCUAAGGUCAAGUCGGCGCUAAAGGGGACAAGAUUUGGAAUUGUGGAAAAGGUUAAAGCAAAAGCGACGGAGGUUCUUAACCGGCUGACAGAAGAGGACUUCCAGUACUGCUUUCAACAAUGAAAACGUCGUAUGGAGCGGUGUAGGGAUCGCCAAGGGGAGUACAUUGAAGGCGAAAAAACCUCUGCUGUAAUUGGUGAUGAAUAAAAAGUGUUAUGACUUCAGACCGGUUAUUUAAUAACCACACCUCGUACCUUGAUUGAGUAAUCGUUUCUAUUCUACCUGCAGUAAGUCUCUUGCGUUCUCGGCUGGCUGCUGAUAUAAAGGCUGAGAAGAAGUACCAACUGUUAAAUCAAAUAAUACGCACUAUUGUAACAUCGGUGGUAGUGAUGAUAUAAGACGUUUGUCUGUAAUUUGAAGAAGCAGUCGUUGCGGGAGCUAAACAGAUUAGCGAAAUCGGUGAAAACACCGACGUUGAAGCGUAUCAUUGAUGAUUCCAUAGUUGGACCUGUGGCCGCAAGAGCUCUUACAAGAGUUUUGGGAGGACACGAACUCACAAUCAGUCCAACUCCAUCGCUCCGACACUCAUUCGCACUUUGAAUGUUCGUUAGAUUACCAAGUUAUAAAUACUUUGACAUAUAAUUACCUCUGGUUCUGGGGAAUUUCAACGAUUAGUAACCCUGGUCGCUCCUCUCAUCGAUAAUGUAGGAGGAAAACAACAAUCACCGCAUGGUGAGCUCGGUGCAUGCCGUUUUGUCGGAGGAAGAAUGUUUGUCAUGGCUGAUCCAGUUGUCAACGUGAAACAAGGAUUGCUCCGCGGUGCCGAGGUGGAGAAUGAAUUCGGAGGGUCCUUUAUAUCUUUCAAAGGAGUUCCUUACGCCGCACCUCCGGUCGGAGAUCUCAGAUUCAAGGAACCUCAGCCUCUGCAGCCAUGGACAGGGAUACGACAUGCUUUGGCAGAAGGAAACCAAUGCCCACAGCGCGACGAGUGUUCUCGUCAAAUUGAGGGAGAUGACGAUUGUCUUUACUUGAACAUCGCAACUCCCUCAUUAGAGGGUUCACGACCGGUGAUGGUCUGGAUUCAUGGUGGAGGUUUCAUAUGGGGUGACGGUGGUUCAAAUCUUUACGGUCCGAACCGUUUGGUGAAGAUGAAUGUCGUCGUCGUGAGCAUGAACUACAGACUUGGUGUUUUUGGUUUUCUGCAUCUCGACCACGAGGUGGCGCCUGGAAACCUUGGAAUGAAGGAUCAAGUCGCAGGGCUCAAAUGGGUGCGAGAAAACAUCGGGAAAUUUGGCGGGGAUCCAAAGAAUAUUACGAUCUUUGGACACAGUGCUGGAGGCUCAUCUGUUCAUUAUCACCUGCUCUCACCCCUCUCCAAAGGUCUUUUUGAAAAGGCGAUUGCACAUAGUGGCGUGGCUUUCAAUCCCUGGGCCAGUGUUUCCAAGACUGUCGAGUUAGCGCACCGACUUGUUAAACACCUUGGGAAGGACACCAAGGAUCCGCAUAAGAUUGUCGAAUUUCUUCGCACCAUUCCAGCCCUCGAACUUGCUAAAGCUCAGGAGGAUAUCCGAACUCCGGAAGAAAUAUCAUUAAGCAUUGCCACCUUUGGAGUCUGCGUUGAUGACAAAAGUUCGGAACCAUUUCUUCCACGUUCUGCACGCGAAAUUCCGGCUGAUGGUUGUUACGAUGUGCCGCUCAUGCUCGGCUACGUCAGUCACGAAGGGCUCGACUGUACCGUAGGUCUAACGGAUGAAGUGUACGCCAAUGGUGACCAAUAUUUUGAGACUAGAGUAUCUCACCGUCUCUGCAGAUUGCAUCUAUCGAAGGUCCCGAUCGCCAUCAAAGAGAUCAAAAAAUUUUACUUCAAGGAUAAACCAUUUAACGCAGAGGUGAUUGAGGACUACAUCCGGUACACCGGGGACAUUGAGUACCUUGUUGGCAUUCACGAUCUAGUUGAAAAUCGAAGCGAAGCAAAAUCUCCAACGUACUUGUAUCGGUUCUUCCAUAACCCGCCCCGAAAACUUUCCACAACACAUUUCGUCGAGAAAGACAUCGAAGGUGUCGCGCAUGGUGAUGAGCUUCCAUUUAUCUUCUACCCGGCCCAUUUUCGUCAUAUAAACUUCAUUGAGCCGGGUUCAACGGAGGAGUUGAUCUCGAAAAGAUUUCUCAGAAUGUGGACUGACUUUGCGAGGACUGGAAAUCCAACUCCCAAACUCGACGACCUAAUCAACGCAAAAUGGGAACCGGUUACAACUGCCGCAAAAAAUUAUAUGGCUAUUGGGGCGGAAAUUAUCCCAGGAGUAAAUCCUGACCAGGACUCCAUACAGUUCUGGAAACGUCUCCGUGAGACUUACAAAUAGUAGUAACGUUUCAGUUGUACCGUUUCUUAUACCAUUUAUAUCAACUAUGGGCAAAGCCGUGAAUUAUAUAAAGAUA